Penicillium nucicola is the source of this 1551-nucleotide messenger RNA. RefSeq lists its product as uncharacterized. The transcript has a single exon. The record is from RefSeq and is a predicted model, not a curated record. Gene Ontology annotation, cellular component: membrane. Bases 1 to 1551 code for a protein of 516 amino acids. NCBI's taxonomy places the organism in Eukaryota, Fungi, Ascomycota, Eurotiomycetes, Eurotiales, Aspergillaceae. Gene Ontology annotation, biological process: carbohydrate transport; transmembrane transport. Gene Ontology annotation, molecular function: carbohydrate:proton symporter activity.
AUGUUCCAAUUCUUCAAUUUCAACUGGAAGUCUCAGGGAUGGGCAAUAUUCUAUUGUGCCGUGUCAGCAAUCGGCGCUCUUUGCUACGGGUACGACAACACCUACUACAACGGCGUUCUCGCCAUGCAGCAGUUCAAAGACGAUUACGGAACACACCGUAACGCAGACGGCAUCCUCGAGCUACCUUCUUCUUUUCAAGCAGUGACAGCCUCAGCGAUCUACAUCGGAGACUUGGUAGGCGCCAUCAUCGCCGCACCAGUCAACGAUCGAUGGGGUCGCAAAGCCACGUUCUGGCUGGCCUCAUUUUGCGUACUGGUUGGUGGUAUCUGUCAAGUCGCGGAUACAAUCUACGAAGAUUCAAUCAUUAUAGUUGGUCGGAUUCUGAUUGGCAUUGGAGUUGGCCAAUUCACCGUUACAUCCUUACUAUACAUUGGCGAGAUUGCGCCCUCCAGUGUUCGUGGACCGGCCUUGAUGUCAUUUCAAUUCCUCCAAUCCUGCUCUCAGUUGAUUGCUUCCUGUAUCAAUCAGGGCACGGCGAAUCUCAAGAAUAACUCUCUAUCUUACAAAAUUCCUAUGGGUGGCCUUAUUGUCCUUCCAUUGAUGAUGUUUGCUCUGUUGCCGUUUAUUCCAGAGAGCCCUGUGUGGUAUAUUUUCAAAAACCGCCAGUCGGAUGCAGAGGAAAGCUUUCGAAGGAUCAAUCGCAGUCAGCCAGACUACGACCCGACCGCCGAUAUGGCCGUGGCUAACAAUACCAAGAGAGUCGAGGAACAAAAUACGGAAUCCUCGUCCUGGAAGUCCUUGGUCACAGAUCCUGUCGAAAGAAGAAAAGUCCUGUUUUCAGCAGGAGCAAUGUUCAGCCAGCAAGUGUGUGGUAUUCUGUUUUUCUAUGUGUAUGGUGUGGUGUUCAUCCAAGCAGUCGGCAUCGAAGACCCUUUCCUCGUGCAAAUUGCCAUCAAUGUGGUCCAAAUCUUCGCCGUCGGUGCCUCGGUUGUCACAGCCAACAAGGUCCGACGUCGGAUUAAUCUUAUGGUUACCAACGGAAUGAUGCUCGUGGCUUUCAUUGUGAUCGGAGCACUUGGCACGACUCCGUUGACAAAAUCGUCGCAAUACGUCAUUGUCGUAUUUUCGUUCUUUGUGGUUAUCGGUUUCAACUUUGGUCUUGGGCCGUUGGCUUAUACUGUCGCUCGAGAGAUGGCAGUGGGCGUCAACCAGAACAAGAUCAUGUCAACUAGUGUCGUUGUGUUCUACUUCACCACUUGGGUGAUCUCCUUCACCGCGCCAUAUCUUUACUACGACGCUGGCCUUGGACCAAUGGUAGGGUUUGUAUAUGCCGGAACUACAUGUCUUUCCAUGCUCUGGACCUGGUAUUGUGUCGGUGAAACAGCUGGCCGCAGCAACUUGGAGAUAUCCCUCUUCUUCGCUGAGAACAUUCCGGUGAGGUCAUGGAGGGCGCAUAUUUUCCCGGAUGAUUCAUUGAAUGAGCUCAGCAUUUCCGAGGAGGAAAAAACCGAAAACAACGCAAAGGCUGAGCACAAAGAGUUUGAGGUCUGA